AUGGGAUUUCUGAAGGCGUUGUUGGGGCGCGGAUAUAGUGGGCCCGACUCGGAGCUUCUUCUUGCACACACGUACUCGCGGCGCGGGCACGGUGGAAUCGGCGAGAAGGGUGUAUUAUACGAAGAGCGCGGCAGACGUCGGCAGUCGCGCCGUUACUAUAAGAGCGUAACGGUAGAGAAGAAGAAUUGCAACGUAUUUAGCCCCUCCACCGAAAAAUCGUGGCCGUUUCAGCUGGCCGCUAGUGGUGAACACUAUUUUCAGCGGAAGCGC
Iphiclides podalirius (scarce swallowtail) is the source of this 270-nucleotide messenger RNA. The record is from the annotation of a GenBank genome assembly. Lineage: Eukaryota; Metazoa; Arthropoda; Insecta; Lepidoptera; Papilionidae.